UUUAACCUCCUUUCAGGCAACGAAAUUACCUGCUACAAGAAUGUAAUGUAUUUUGAAAUAGUGGCAUAAUUGAAAAGGGGAGGAGAAUUAAAAGUUAAAAUGCAGUCUGAGAAACGAAAUUCUGUGGAAUACUUUGACAGUAUGUUAGAAACUCAACGAUUGGAUCGAUGAAAAAUUCUCAAGUACCGUCUCGAGCCCGCAAAUGUUUAGCUUUCGUUGAAACUAUUUAAAAUUCCGAUUGCGUCUGUCAUCUACAACUGAACGAUGGAGAACCGGCAAACAGACGAUCGCUUGCUAACAGACGACAAUGACUACCCGUCGAAAGAGAACUCGCGGAUCGCUGAGGUCGCGGCGAACACGCUAUGCAAGCUAAAUAGCAUAAUAAAACAGCUGAAGAGCCGCGAGGAUGAUCGUGUGACGCUGAAGAGCAACAUUUGGCAGCUGAGGCUAGCGUUGCGGGUCGCCGGAAAGGAAACGGACGACGUCUUGCAUGCUGAUCCGCUAAUCGAACAUCAAAGGACGACGAUCAAACGGCUGAAGGGGGUGAACCAGACGCUGAAGAAGGAAAUCGCUGAGCUUAAAAGCACCCUAAACGAGGACGAGCAGCUUGCUGCCGAUUUCGCCGACGUGAAAUCUGACGACGAAAUCAAACAACAAUUGGACGUCGACACGGGACGCGUGAACGAGGAAAUCGUCUGUCUGCGAGGUCGGCUGAAAGAGAUCGAAGACGGGCAAGAGCGCGGCUCGGAUGUGGAGCACCUCGAAUGCAGGCUGAAGCACUUAACGAUGGUCGAUCAUACCGUGGAGACGGUGUUUAUCGACAUCGUGAACAGGGUCGCCGAGGUGAUCGCGGAUCUCUACGAGGAGCUCGCGACCGUGAGCGAGCACUUGCAGCUUUCGAAACUGAAGAACGAGGAUCUGCGUGACGAAGUCGACAGGCUGCGAGCCAUGCUGCGAUCGAAGUGCGACGACAGUUUGGAGGACCAUCGGAAUAGAAUCGUCGAGCUGGACAACCUGGCGACACAUCUGAAGAUGGAAUUGCGCGUGUGCAAGGCGAACUUCGGCAUCGAGUCCUGGAACAUGACUAACAACGAUCAGUGCAACCUGAGGAACGCCGAGCGAUUAGCGACCGAGCUGAUGAACAAGCUGAGGAACGACUACGAGGCCCUGCUGGCUACCGGCGAUCCAAACUGUUUGCAGUAUAUCAAAAGGAUCGUGGAGCUACGAGUGGACCUGAAGCAUUUGCACGUCGCGCUGACGAAACCGGCUUGGUACUCCGACAAGGGGACGGAGUAUGAGAGAUACUUGCAGCACCUUUCCACCUUGGACGUAAAUCUGGAGCAAGUCUGCGUCGAGAUCGAUCGGUUCAAGGCCGAUCACGCGGCGAAGCGCUGCAAGCUCGGGGAAACCGGGGGUCUCGAGUAUCUGAAGAAAGUCGAGGGGCUCCGGUCGAUCGUCGAAAGGGCUAAACUGAUGAUAAGUAGGUUGACGCGGGGAACGGCGGGGCCCUCGAGCGAAGCGGAGAACGUUGAGGAAUUAGAGGAUCUCGUCGAGAGAAUGUGUCGGGAGAUCAAGCAGUUGGAAACGAUGGUCGCGUCCCGCGACGGGCCGAGUUUGUUCAAGAGGAUCGAGCAUCUGGAGGAGUCGAUCGUUCGAUUAAAAGUUCAGCUGGACGAGAAGAACGAGCGAGCGGAGCUGAUCAAGCGGAAGCUAUUCGACGCGGAGGGAUCGCUCGAGAAAAGGACCGUGGAGCUGAAGGAUAUGCAAAGGACGGUCGCGGCGUUAACGGAGGAAAACAAAAUAUUGAAGGCGAAGGCGAGGAAGGCGGAGGACAGGGCGGCCAAGUUGCAGCGGGAAUUGGAGAACGACAAGAAGGAGAUAGAGCAGCUGCGGCAGGUGACAAAUCAAGCGAACGUAAUGAGAACGAAAUUGCGAAACCUUCGGACUGAUAAGGAGGGAUUAUUCAAGGAGCUCGGACGGUUGCGCGAUUGUUUGCAGAAGAAAAACGAUGAGAUUAAGCUUAUAGCUUCCGAAAAGGAUGCGAUGGGGAAGGCGUUGCACGCGAAAGCUGCCGAUAUUGGAAAGAGCCAAGCUGCCUCGAAAUUCUUGAACGAUCUGAAACUCGCGGAAUCGAAGAACGCCGAAGAUGGCGUUCAGCUGCAGCGGCUGCGAGAAGAGUUGGAGGCGUCGCUGGAAAGCCUGAACAACGCAAACCUUCGGAUCGUUGGUCUGAAGGACGAUAAGAUCAAGCUGGAAGAGAGCAUUCGUUAUCUGGAAUCGACGGAAACGAUGCUCGCUCGUCAGCUAGAGCUCGAGAAAGCCGCGGCCGCGCAGAAGGCGAUGGAACAAAUGAAAUUAACGUCGGACUACAACGAGCUGAAGAACGAGAAGAACCAGUUGACGAUGCAAUUGGCGGGCUUGAAGACGGAGAAGGAGCUGCUCGAGAAAUCUUUGGAAAACCUUCGGGCGAAACAUUCGGAAGUGGAGGGCGAACUCGGCGAAUACAAGCACCAGUGCAACGUCCUUCGAGAGGAGAUCAGAAAGUUCAAAGUAAGCACGGACGAUCUGGCGUCGAGGCUCGGGGACGCGCAGGCGGAGCUGAACGGGGCCGGGGACAAAAUAAAGCGGCUGGAGUGCGAGAACUCGCGGCACUGUAACAGCUUACUCGCGUUAACGUUAAAGAACACUGAUUUCGAGGGCCGCGUGCAAGUGCUGCUGGCAGAAAAGGAUGAGCUCGCGACGCGUAUUAACGAGCACGCCGCCGAGAACGGCCGGCUGAACGAUCAGCUGAAUAAAGCUCAAACGGAGAACGAAUAUUCGUCCGUCGAAUUGAAUAAAUUGAGAGCGGAGCGUGACAAAGCGGGAUCGGAGAACGCGUCGCUGCGGAACACGCUCGACGAAACGAGAAAUGGCAACGAGACGCUGCGGAGGACAGUCGAGGAGCUGAAAAUGAAAUUGAGCGAUGCCCGCAGCGAGCGCCGGGUGGUCGAAAAUCAAUUGAGAAUUUUCGAGCUGAUGAACGCGGCGCUGAAAAAGGACAAGGAAACGCUGUAUCGCGAGUACGUCGGCUGCCUGCGAUCGGAGCACUCGAAACCGGAGAAGGAAUGCGCCGAGUCGGAGAAAGGCGACAGCAAGGUGAGAAAAGACAAGCCCGGCAAACGGUCGAACGAGAUCGAGAAGGCCAAGGACAGGAACCGUGAGCUGAUAGCGGAGAAUAAAGCUUUGAAAUUCGAGUUGUCGAACUUGAAGGGCAAGAAUUACGAGAUGAAGAUGAAAUUGAACCACCCGAGGGAUGAUGAGUUCCGGAGGCAGGAGCUCGGCUUGAUGCAAAGCGAAACGGACAAUGCUGCGCUCAGGCCUGUCAUGAAUCUUUAUUACAACGAGAUCAACAGCUACUCCAGUCGUUCUUUCAGCAAUCCUGUUGGGACCGUGGCGUGUUUCGAUCGGGCGAGCGUUUGCUACCGCGAAGAGAUCACAGAUCGAAAUUCUGGAACGGAAAUCGAGAGACUGUUGGACCUGAUGAAUAAAACAAAAAUCGAGAACGUCGCCCUUAAAAUGGAGCUGUACAACCUGAGGUGCAAUUUUGUCGCUAAUUUCUCCGAGGACGGGAAGAGAUAUCGCGAGCUGCAUGAUGCAUUGGAGGAGACCCGAGCCUUGAAAACGGAACUAACGAAACUGCGAGAUGAAAAGGAAUCUUUACAAAUUCGACUGGAAGCAUCUGAAACGAAAUUGCACCGACUGAAGUCCGAGAAGAUCGCUUUGAAAGACGAGCUGUAUGCCUUGAGAAAUAUGAAUGCCGGCUUGAAACGGAAAGCGAACGAAUUACAAUACAAUUAUCAAAAAUUCACGGAAAGGAGCAGAGAUUUCGAAUGCUGCAUAAUGGAAGCUCUGACGAAGACGAAGACGCGCGCCGCGAGCACCGCGGAUAUCGCUGGGGAUGAAUUGAAGGGUUUCUUGGAAAAGCUGAUUUCGAAUGAAACAUUUUUGCAAUCAAUAGAGGUGCAGGGAAACUUCGACGAGUCUCGCUUUGCCGACGUUGCGACCGUAUAAUUUCAUUAAACCAAUUUAUAAUAUACUCUGUUAACGAUAUUUGUGCUCUAAUCAGAAUCGAUGAUUAAACAAGAAGAAAAUCAAAAUUCAGAAACAUCCUGAUACAAUAUGCAGUUUCAAAUACUAAUUUGAUGAAGCAGAUAUUUUUUUUCAUUGACAGAAUAAUUUGGAACUACAUCCUUAAUCUAAAAAUAUAUUUUCGAACUGAAAAUCCUAGUACAAAUUGAGAGAGAUUGCAUCUCUGUCAAAAUAAAAGAUCUGGAAAAUA
This is a messenger RNA of Megalopta genalis, 4318 nucleotides long. RefSeq lists its product as uncharacterized. NCBI's taxonomy places the organism in Eukaryota, Metazoa, Arthropoda, Insecta, Hymenoptera, Halictidae. Gene Ontology annotation, cellular component: cytoskeleton. The record is from RefSeq and is a predicted model, not a curated record.